CCUCGCUUCCUCCGUCCCUCUCUCUCUCCGCCGCUCUCGUCUCUCUGUCUCUCUUUCGUUCUGCGGUUCCGAAGCCCCUCAGAAUAUCCCUCUUUUGAUUUGGUGAUCUGGAGGAGCGUGGAAUAUAAACAGUUUGGUAGAGAGUGGAGCCGGGUCUCUCGCUGUGUGAACGAGAAGCGAGGGAAGGCGGGGAGGAAGCCGGGUUAGCGAGCUAGAGAGCCGGGAGAGAGACUGCGAGAGUGAACUGGACAGACCGAGAGAGACUGCGAGAGUGAACCGGACAGACCGAGAGAGACUGCGAGAGUGAACCGGACAGACCGAGCAUGAUGUCCUACAUGAAACAGCCGCACUACGGCAUGAACGGGCUGACCCUGUCCGGACCCGGGAUUGACCUGCUGCACUCCGCCGUCGGGUAUCCGUCGACUCCACGCAAGCAGCGACGUGAAAGAACGACUUUCACCCGCGCUCAGCUCGACAUUCUGGAGGCGCUCUUCGCCAAGACGCGCUAUCCAGACAUCUUCAUGCGCGAAGAAGUGGCUCUGAAAAUCAAUCUGCCCGAGUCCAGGGUGCAGGUCUGGUUUAAGAACCGCAGAGCUAAAUGCCGCCAGCAGCAGCAGCAGAGCAGCGGGCAAACGAAGCCCCGGCCCGCCAAGAAGAAGACCUCCCCGCCGCGGGAGACCGGCUCAGAGACCAGCACCAACGGGCAGUACAGCCCGCUCGGGGCAGUCGGCGGCCCGGCCGUCACCCCGAGCUCCAGCGCCAGCGCCACGGUGUCAAUCUGGAGCCCGGCUUCCAUCUCUCCCAUCCCGGACCCCCUCUCAGUCUCGACGACCCCCUGCAUGCAGCGCGCCGCUGCUUACCCGAUGACAUACACACAGGCGCCGGUUUACAGUCAGAGCUACGGCGGUUCCACGUCCUACUUCAGCGGGCUUGACUGCGGCUCCUAUCUCUCCCCCAUGCACUCGCAGCUCUCAGCCCCCGGGGGCGCUCUCAGCCCCAUCUCCACGCCGACCAUGGGCGGACACCUCAGCCAGUCCCCUGCCUCUCUGUCCGCUCAGGGGUACGGGGCUGCGGGGCUCGGGUUCAGCUCGGUGGACUGUCUGGAUUAUAAGGAUCAGUCCGGGUCUUGGAAGCUGAAUUUCAACACGGCAGAGUGUUUGGAUUAUAAAGACCAGAAUUCGUGGAAAUUCCAGGUUUUGUAA
Polyodon spathula (Mississippi paddlefish) is the source of this 1202-nucleotide messenger RNA. Its product is annotated as homeobox protein otx5. The transcript is spliced from 4 exons. The record is from RefSeq and is a predicted model, not a curated record. NCBI's taxonomy places the organism in Eukaryota, Metazoa, Chordata, Actinopteri, Acipenseriformes, Polyodontidae. Gene Ontology annotation, molecular function: DNA-binding transcription factor activity, RNA polymerase II-specific; RNA polymerase II cis-regulatory region sequence-specific DNA binding. Bases 324 to 1202 code for a protein of 292 amino acids. Gene Ontology annotation, cellular component: nucleus. Gene Ontology annotation, biological process: regulation of transcription by RNA polymerase II; multicellular organism development.